ACAGCGUAAAAGCAUGAAAGUGGUGGUUUUCUCCACAAAGGAUUACGAUAAGGAAUCCCUGAUUGCUGCCAAUGAUGAUCUUGCUACUGCCGAUAGACACUCUUUGACAUUCCUGGAAGCUCGUGUGGAAGAGACGACCGCUUCUUUGGCAGAAGGCUACGACGUGGUUUGCUGCUUUGUCAACGAUGAGAUUACCUCCUCAGUGAUCGACACGUGGAAAAAAUCAGGGGUAAAGCUCAUAGCUUUGCGAAGCGCCGGCUGCAAUAACGUGGACCUGGACCAUGUCGUCAAAUGCGGGCUGUCAGUAGUCCACGUGCCCGCGUACUCCCCCCAGGCGGUGGCUGAACAUGCGCUGGCACUCUUACUGACCCUAAAUCGCAAGACACACAAGGUGUACAACCGCGUCCGGGAAGGGAAUUUCUGCUUGGAAGGCGUGACGCCGGGCAUCGUGCUGGCCGGGAAAACGGUGGGCGUCCUCGGGACUGGAAACAUAGGCGAAUGCUUUGUCCGGAUCAUGUUGGGCCUUGGUUGUCAUGUCCUUGGAUAUGACGUGGUGGAGAGUCAUUCGCUUGUUGCCCUCCAAGAAAAAGGCAAAAUUGAAGGUGGGGGCAGCUUUGAAUACAGAUCACUGGACGAAGUGCUUCAGCUUGUGACCCAUUCGACUCUCUUCGCCCUUUCUGGAUACCAGGCUUCGGACGUUAUCUCGCUCCACAUGCCGCUGACGCCGGACACCCAGGGUAUUAUCGGGCCCCGCAAUAUCAAGAAGAUGAAAGAGAACGUGAUUCUUAUCAAUACCUCUCGCGGUGGGUUAGUGGACACCAAGGCUGUCAUUACAGCCUUGAAGAAGAAGCAUAUUGGCGCUCUUGGCCUCGAUACAUACGAAGAGGAAGGAGAUUUCUUCUAUCGAGACCUGUCCCAGGAGGUUGUAUCAGAUGAUCAGCUCAUCCGUCUCAUGACCUUUCCGAAUGUGCUCGUUACCCCCCACCAAGGCUUCUAUACACGUGAGGCUCUUCUGGCCAUUGCCUCUUCCACGAUUACCAGUAUUUCUGAAUUUAGCAGCAUGCCUGGUAAUAGACGUAGCUUUUUGACCACGGCGUUGGUCUUCGUGCUGCUGCCAUACCUCGCAACGAGCUUUUCUCUCGCAGCGCCAUAUCGUAUGCGCUCAAUAAGCACCGGGCCGACGCGUACAGGUACCGUAAGUAGCAUAUCUGCGACCUCGUCUACCACCAGCAGCCCAGUCGAUCAAAUCAUGGGUUUCUUCAACACCGGUGCGAAGGGUAGCGUCACAAACCUCUCCCUUGGGGGCGGAAAAAAAGAAUAUACCGUCGUCAUUACAGGGGCCUCUGGGAUGAUCGGUCGCGCCCUGACCAAAGCGCUUCAAGGUGGUACUAUCGCAGGUAAAUCUGUGAAAGUGGUAGAAAUUUCGCGACGUAGCGGGGCCACCUCGUGGGACCCGGCCACGGGCGCCAUCAAUGCGGCCGCCCUGGAAGGCGCAGAUGCUGUCGUGCACUUGGCGGGCGAGAACGUGGGCUCUGGUUCGAGCGAGUCCUUGACUGGUCGAUUGGGGGCCUGGACAGAGCAAAAAAAGGAGCGUAUCCUCAACAGUCGUCGAGAUGGCACGGCCUUAUUGGUUCGCACUAUCCAAGGGUUGAAAAAUCCCCCCAAAGUCUUCCUUACUGCCAGUGCGGUGGGGUACUAUGGUUUCGACGAGGGAGACCGGGUUUUCGAUGAGACGGGAGCCUUGGGAAAGGGCUUUUUAGCCGAAGUGACACGUGUGUGGGAAGCAGAAGCGGCUAAGCUGCAGGGAAAGCGCGGUAUCCGUGUGGUGAAUGCCCGAUUCGGUGUCGUAUUGAGCAAGGAAGGCGGAAUUAUCAAGAAACUGCUGCCUAUCUUUCAGCUGGGCGGGGGAGGCAUCAUCGGCGACGGCCAACAGUACCUCUCGUGGAUAAGCCUCACUGAUGCCGUGCGUGCCAUCCAAUUUUUGUUAGGGGCAUCCCGGCUGUCAGGACCUGUGAAUGUGGUGGCCCCAGAACCUGCCACGAACGCCGAGUUCACGGCGGCGAUGGGCAAGGCCUUGUUUCGACCAACGAUUCUGCCUUUCCCUGCUCCUGCUGCGCAACUUCUUUUCGGGGAAAUGGGGGACGAGAUGCUUCUUGGCGGUCAGAAGGCCAUCCCGAAGAAGUUGCUGGCGGCAGGUUUCACAUUUGAGGACCCGGACAUCCUUUCAGGGGUGCAGAGCGCGUUGAAAAAUUAAGGGUGCGGCAUGAAAGCAUCGGGGGGUAUAGAAACAGUAGGGAAAACUUACAGCGAAGAUGUGCAGGCGAACAUCUAGCACCCAGAAGCACGCAUGUUAGUAUGUAUGUGUAUUGAGUUAAACCGAUGGCAGUGACGGUAGAAAACAUACGUUUCACACGCCAAGGCCCUCAGUGCAUGUCGAUAGCCCCUCAUGGUCACAGCUGUCUCGCAUUUUUGGGUGGGAAUUGUGUUUUUUUAAAAACCAGUGGGGCCCGUCUGGCCCACUCGUUCAAAGAAUUUUUCUGC
Messenger RNA from Nannochloropsis gaditana CCMP526, 2541 nucleotides. RefSeq names its product D-lactate dehydrogenase (gene LDHA). The transcript is spliced from 10 exons. Gene Ontology annotation, molecular function: NAD binding; oxidoreductase activity, acting on the CH-OH group of donors, NAD or NADP as acceptor. Bases 14 to 2254 code for a protein of 746 amino acids. The record is from RefSeq and is a predicted model, not a curated record.